UGAGUAUCCAAACAUCAUCGGCAUCGGAUUCAAACGGUUGUUUGCCGGUGUAAUCGAUAUGAUAUGGCGUGGUGAACUACAUGUCAAGCUGGUCGCGAUGGCUAUUUAGAAGAGCAGAUGCCUGGAAGUUCGAGGGUUGUCAACAGAACCUCCAAAACACACUUCAAUCGUCAGGAUUAGGGCUUAACAGACUCUAUCUUCUUUUCUUCUCUUACUAGGAGGACGUACCUUCGGCCACUGGUCUAUUCAUAAUGUCUUUCUUGAGGAACUUCUUUGGUACCUCCGCAACAGCGGAGAAGGAUCUUGCGAAGAAUGACAGGAAAAAGCCUGUCCGUGCUUUGCCCGCUUCCUGGUAUACCUCCCAGGAGAUGUUUGAGCUUGAACGACGAUCUAUCUUUUCCCGGAAAUGGCUCCUCACCACGCAUAAGCAUAGAGUCGCCAAUCCCGGUGACUUUGUUGAAUAUGAUAUCGCCGGCUACGAUUUCAUCAUCUCCAAGGACCACCAAGGAAGCAUCGAUGCUUUUCAUAAGAGUGACACAUUCCCUAUCCAUGUCCACGUUGACAGGAACGGUUUUAUCUGGGUCAACUUGGAUGCUAGCGAGACCCCCGAGGUUGCCUGGAAGGACGACUUUGAUGGUGUCGAUGAGCAGCCCCGAUUCGACUAUUAUAACUUCGAAGAUUACGUCUUUGACCACACGUGGGAUCAAGAUGGAGAGUUCAACUGGAAGAUUCUGGCCGACAACUACAACGAGUGCUACCACUGCCUCGUCGCCCACCCCGAUAUUCCCACAAUUGCUGAUCUUAACUCCUACUAUGUGAAAACCAAGGCCGGUCACAUCCAACACUACGGCGCCGCGCGACCCGAGCAGAUCGAGAAGGGCUUUCGGAUCGCCGUUACUUACUUCUGGCCCAAUGCCUCUUUUAAUAUUUCCCCUCACUUUUUCUUCAUACAGCGAUUUACUCCCGUCAGCCCCACUAAAUCAGUAAUGCGAUAUGAAGUCUACCGCAAUAAGAGUUCCAGCGAUGAGGACUUCAACCUUAUCAGCGACAUGUAUAAACGUAUCAUGUCUGAGGACAAAUACCUAUGCGUUAACACCCAGAAGAACCUCAACGCCGGUGUCUUUGUCAACGGCGAGCUUCACCCGGAGAAGGAAAUGGGACCUCUUUACUUCCAGAGUACUGUGCGCGAGGUCGUCAUGGAACACCACAAGAAGGAGCAAGCUGCUGGCCACGAAAUCUCGCCCGCUCAUCAAACUUCUCCAAGUAACGAUACUGUCAGACAGGACAAUGGACAGCUACAGCGCAGAGAGGAAUGAUACAAUUGACACUCUUGCUACACCAAUUGCUGUCUAGAAAAUCCCUCGUGGAGGUAAAAUGGAGAAGAGCUAUUCGUGCUAUAAUUGCUCUCGGGGACUCCCUACCAAGGACACUAAGAAGGCUUUCCCACGCACUGGGUUCCAUGAUGAUGAUUCAGGACACUUAGUUUUCUUUAGAAGAAUUUAGCCAUGAUGAAGUUGGUCCUUUUAAUAUGUAAUCCGCUGCUUCUAUUGCUAUUUCUUACGAAUUGGGGUACAUAUGAAUGUAUUAAAAAUGACAAUCAUGUGCCG
Molecule: messenger RNA, 1607 nt
Organism: Paecilomyces variotii
Lineage: Eukaryota; Fungi; Ascomycota; Eurotiomycetes; Eurotiales; Thermoascaceae
Exons: 2
Coding region: 252-1316 (354 amino acids)
Molecular function (GO): 2 iron, 2 sulfur cluster binding; iron ion binding
Source: RefSeq, a predicted model, not a curated record